Molecule: messenger RNA, 4352 nt
Organism: Mycena citricolor
Lineage: Eukaryota; Fungi; Basidiomycota; Agaricomycetes; Agaricales; Mycenaceae
Source: the annotation of a GenBank genome assembly
CGACAUCCGCGGUUAGGAUGAAAGGCUCUUCUCCUGUUCUUCACGACCUAACGACGCGCACUCGCCCCCCGACUCUGAGAUGUCUGGCGGCGGCAAUGCGAACGAGUACGACCUCCCCCUCCGCUCCUCCAUAGAUUCAGAGGCCAGCGAGACGGAUCUUCUCAUUCACUACCCCGACUCUCCUUCGACUCCAACAACGACUACGACUCCGGAUAACGAAAUUCAUGCCACCCGAUGGCUCUUCUUCUCUUUCCUUUCGCCCGCUCAACGACUGGCGCUCCUUCUGCCCGCAAUCGCACUUUCUAUCCUCGCAGGCGGUGUGGCGCCGCUCAUGACGGUAGUAGUCGGGCGGGCGUUCGAUGCCUUCUCAAAGUUCUCCGCCACUAGUGGCUCUUCCCAGUCCAACACGACCGCCGACGCAUUCGAUACUCACGCGAAUGCCACCACUCCCGUCGCGACACCUCCCGAUGUCCUAGUGCACCACAUGUCGCUGGUCGCGCUGCAACUUCUUGCUCUCGGUUUCGGCUCGUUUGCGAUGAGUAGUCUGACCAGCUUUCUGUGGAUCACGACCGGGGACCAUACAGUGCUUGCUGUGCGGAAGCGCGUCUACGCGUCCAUAGCUAGCAAGAGUAUGGUGUGGUUUGACACCCGGUGCUCGGAAGAAAGCGAGCAGAGUACAGGGGGAGAUUCAGAUGGACCUGUUGGUGCCGGUGGGCUCAUGGCUCAGUUCUCAAAGUACGCGCGCCGACUUGCUUUCUUGAAGGAUCAUGCUGACCUGCAUGCCAGAGAGACUGAUGAAGUGCGUGAAUCGUCCCUUGCCAUUGGCCGGAUGAUCGAAUACGCCACCACUUGCUCUAUCUGCCUCAUCCUUGCUUUGCUGCGCUCAGUAUCGCUGACGCUCGUGGUUCUGUCUGCCGUCCCAGCGUUGGUGAUCAUUCAGGCCGUCUCACAGCGGUUCUCCGCCCCGCUCCUGGCGAUAGAACGCCAGCAGACAGCUGUCGCUGCGACGUUAGUCGACCGCGCUAUUUCUCCGACUGGGAUUCACACGGUCAAAGCAUUCGACGCGGCAGCACACGAACAGAAGGCGUUGGCCUCUGUAAUGCUCCGGAUUGAAAAAGCCGUGCUGAAGCUGGUCGCGCUCUGGGGGUUGACCUCCGGCCUUGCGCAGUUUGUCAUGAUGGCGAUGUUUGUGCAGGGAUUCUGGUUUGGCGCCCGGGCGGUGCGAGCCGGAAGACUGGGUGCGGGGGAUGUCAUGGUCGUCUUCUGGGCCUGCCUGAUGGCGACGACGAAUCUUCAACUUUGCAUUCCGCAGCUGAUCGUUCUCUCCAAAGGACGUUUCGCGUUCCAGUCGUUGCUCAAGCUGCUCGAUCCUUCCCAGUCAAUUGCCGCACACGGUUUUGUGGGUGAUGUGAUGUGUGUGGCGGAUAUCACGAUGCAGGAUAUCUCAUUUUCGUAUCCAUCCCGUCCGAGUAUCCCCGUGCUCCGCGGUGCAACGAUGGUGUUCCCUGCGCACAAGACUACGUUUGUCGUCGGACCCUCCGGUUCUGGAAAAUCGACCAUAUCGCAUCUGCUUGCGGGGCUGUAUGCACCAAAUGAAGGCCUCAUUUCUGUUGACGAUGUAUCCGUCGAUCUACGCGCAUUGGACAUCGCGGCUGUCGGUCAGGGCGCAGCCUGUGCUCUUUUCGACAUGAGCGUACACGACAAUGUUGCGCUUGGGCGGGAGACGGGGCUUUCUACCCGCUCAGAGGUGGAGGAUGUCUGCCGGCAGGUUUUGAUGCACGACUUUAUCAGUGACUUGCCACGUGGAUAUGAUACCGUUCUGGGCAGUCAUGGAGCCUCUCUGAGUGGGGGGCAGAAGCAACGGCUGGCCAUCGCUCGUGCUAUGCUGCGGGAUCCGGAUGUACUUGUUCUGGAUGAAGCGACCUCCGCUCUGGACCCCAAAUCACGCGUGCUUGUCUUUGACGCUGUGCGUCAAUGGAGGCACGGCAGGACGACUAUUGUCAUUACACAUGAUUUGGCGCAGAUCGAAAAAGACGAUUACGUGUACGUGCUGAAGGACGGAUGUGUGGUUGAGAGCGGAUUGAGACGUGAGCUCGAGCAUUGGGUCUGCAGCGUAUUCGGAACUCUUGGCCACGACGCCGACUUCUCGAAACAUGAAGACGACACUGACACACUGGUUGACCUGGACACAUCUGUCGCCGUCGAGGCAGCCCUCCCCUUGUACCUCACUCCGGCUCCCUCGGCGUUGACGAGAGCGACCCGUGUUGCUGAGCUUUCGAUGAACGUCGCUGCUUUUGGCUGGCGACGGACUCCGAGUCCGUAUAAACCACUAUCUGCGCCCUCGACUGUGGUUGCGCGUAAGCGUAAUGUGUACACACCUGCUAGCAAGUACGAGUCCUAUCUGCCCAUCGACACAACCACUCCCACCUACGAUGCCCCGAAUCAGUCGCUCUCGGGUCUCUUGCUCGAGCUUUACCCAACUGUUCCCAACAAGCCAGUCUUGUUUGCCGGGCUAUUUGCAUGCUUGGUCAGCGGGGCGAUGACACCCAUCUUCUCGUUUCUCCUCGCCCGGCUAUUGUUUGCUGUCGCAACUGGAUCCAGCGAGACCAUGUCUCUGGACACUUACGGGCUUCUGGUCCUCUGCGCAGCCUUGUGCGACGGCUUGUUCCUCGGGCUCAAGUACUUUCUGAUGCAGAUCACUGCUGCGCGGUGGAUCAGCUACAUCCGGAAUCUCGCGUUUGGUCGUGUUCUGAAGCAGGACAUGCGCUGGUUCGACAGGCAGGACUCAGCGUCCAUUGGCCGGGUGUUGAUCAAAGAUGCUGACGACGCUCGCGAUCUGCUUUCGUCGGUCCUGGGCCAGGUGUUGGUCGUCAGUGCCAUGUUCGGAAUCGGGAUGACCUGGGCUGCGAUCGCAGGCUGGCAGCUUGCCUUGGCCGGCUUUGUGGUGGUCCCUGUUUUCGGAGUUGCGAUGGCCAGCAUGGCCAGCAUGGUGGCACGUGCCCAGCUGCGAAAUAAGCGUGCAGGCGAAGAGGUCGCAAAACGGUACUACGAGAUGAUUUCCAGCAUCCGCGGUAUUCGUGCCAUGCGUCUGGAAUCCGUUUUCCGUGCCGAGUUUGACAAGGCUGCUAAUCGGGUGCUCUCUGUGUCCCGGUGGGGCGCGUUCUUCGAGGGAUGCACGACUGGUCUUGCUUUCGGCUUAGUCUACCUUGCCGAAGCGGUGCUAUUCUACUUUGGAGCCAUUCUGGUGGCCAACGGGACGUAUUCGUAUCUUCAAAUGACGCAAGUCCUCAAUCUCGUCGUGUUCACGGUCUCUAUCGGAUCCCAGCUCAUGGCAUUCACCCAACGCAUCUCGAAAUCGGUUCAGGCUGCUCGUGACCUGACUGAUCUGCUGCACCUGGCCUCUCGGACGGAGGAGUCGCAAGGCUUUCUUCGACCCGAACUCGACGGCACUCUCACCUUCCAGGAUGUUGCAUUUUCCUACCCGGCUCGCUCAGAAGUACCAGUGCUCCAGAACGUCAACAUGGAGAUCAAAGCUGGUGAAUGUGUUGCGAUCGUUGGCCCUUCUGGAUCUGGCAAGUCUACGAUCGCUGCAUUACUCCAACGCUUGUACGAGCCGUCGUUUGGUGCGGUGUCGGUUGGGAAGACCCCACUCCGGUCAUUUAGCAUCGAUCAUCUCCGUCGGCAGAUUUCAGUCGUGAGCCAGCAGCCGACGCUUUUCGAUGCGUCAAUCGCAGAGAAUAUCCGAUACAGCAACGAGGAUCUCCCGGAUGAGGAGGUCAUCCGAGCUGCGCAAGCGGCGAACAUUCACGAUUUCAUCAUGGGUCUACCGCAGGGAUACGAUACCGCUCUCGGCGAAAACGCGACACUCAUAUCGGGUGGACAAGCUCAGAGGUUGCAAAUCGCGCGUGCCCUGGCCCGCCCGUCCAAGAUUCUGAUCCUGGACGAGUGCACCUCCGCACUGGACGACGCCACUCAGGCGGCUAUUAUGGACACGAUCCAGGCUGCCAAAACCGGCCGCACCACAGUCAUGAUCACACACAAGGUCCCGGUUAUGCGCAUGUGCGACCGCGUUCUCGUCGUUCAGAAGGGGAGGAUCGUGGAGGACGGCGCCUUCGAUGACUUGAUCGCUCGGAGAGGUGUCUUCGAUGCCUUACUCAAGGGCCUUUGAGACGAUGAUCUUGAUGAUAGUAAUGAUAUGAACAUUUGUAGCGCUACCUCCUUGUACUUACUCUCUUCCUCGCUUUCCGCUCUCCUAGUUUGUCGUAUUGUUAUCUUAUCUGAUCGAAAUACGUUAUCAUGAGAUAGCACUUUCGCCGCUCCUGGAGUUGUGUAAAUCUCCGCUUAUGUACCGA